GGAAUUGCGACUUAACUUAGUAGUAGUACUGUUUAAUUAGUCAUUAAGCUGCUUGCUUAAUUCCCAAAUAAGAGUUAAGGCCAACAAACAACAAAAGGCCUUAUAGAAAAGCAUCCUUAUUAAUUGGCCCAAAAGCUAAAACAUGUUAGCAGAUUUUUAGCUUUUCCUCCCAAAAGGCCGAAACACUCCAAACCACCACUAGCCAAACAGGAAGAAGAAGAAGAAGAAGAAGAAGAAGAAGAAGAAGAAGACGAGUUGGAAGUUUCUUUUUUAAUUAAAAUUUUUUAGUAUGAAAAAGCAAGAAGCCACAAAUCUGAUUCCACUUUUGCCUACAAACUAUAAGUACCCAACACUUUGAGCAUAUAUAUAUAACAUCAGGGAAGAAAGGAGGAGAGAGGAGAAAAACACAGGAAAAUUUACUAUUUGUCAGUCUCCAUGUCUGACUUAGAAUUUUCUCUCCUUGUUCUUCCCUCAAUCUUGGCUUCACUCCUCAUUUUCCAUCUCUUGGCUAAAAGAUCGAAGCAAAAAUCCUACCAUCUUCCUCCUGGCAACAUGGGUUGGCCUUUUCUUGGUGAAACCAUUGGAUACUUGAAGCCAUACAAAGCCACUACAAUAGGACAAUUCAUGGAAGAACAUAUAUCAAAGUAGACUAUAAUCAAACAGCUUCUUUCUAGCUUUUUUCUUUACUUUUCCUCGAAAUAUAUGGCUAAACAAGUAAAGGGAUGUUUUUUCCAUGCAGGUAUGGAAAAAUUUACAGGUCCAAUUUGUUUGGUGAACCAACAAUUGUGUCAGCAGAUGCUGGGCUGAAUAAGUUCAUUUUGAGAAAUGAAGGCAGGUUGUUUGAGUGCAGUUAUCCAAGGAGUAUUGGGGGAAUUCUUGGGAAAUGGUCGAUGCUGGUUUUGGUUGGAGAUAUGCACAGAGACAUGAGGAUCAUAUCACUGAAUUUCUUGAGCAAUGCCAGGUUGAGGACUCAUUUGUUGCAAGAAGUUGAGAAACACACUCUGUUAGUUCUGGAAUGUUGGAAGAACAAUUCUGUUAUUUGUGCUCAAGAUGAAGCUAAAAAGUUUACAUUUAACUUGAUGGCAAAACACAUCAUGAGUUUGGAUCCUGGAAAGCCAGAGACAGAACAGCUGAAGAAAGAGUACAUCACAUUUAUGAAAGGAGUUGUGUCUGCCCCUUUGAAUUUUCCUGGAACUGCUUACAGAAAAGCCUUGCAGUCUCGAUCAAUAAUCCUUCAAUUCAUUGAGAGAAGAAUGGAGGAGAGGAUCAAGGCUAAGUGUGAAGAUGAAGAUGAUUUACUUGGAUGGGUCCUGAAGAAUUCCAAUCUUUCCAAAGAGCAAAUUCUUGACUUGGUGCUAAGCUUACUCUUUGCUGGACAUGAAACUUCAUCUGUAUCUAUAGCAUUAGCCAUUUACUUUUUGCAGAGUUGUCCUAUAGCAUUUCAGGAAUUGAGAGAGGAACACAUAGAAAUCGCCAAAGCCAAGAAGCAAUCUCAAGAAACAGAGCUGAACUGGGAUGAUUACAAAAAGAUGGAAUUUACUCAAUGUGUUAUCAGUGAGACACUAAGACUGGGCAAUGUGGUAAGGUUUCUCCAUAGAAAAGCUCUGAGAGAUGUGCGGUAUAAAGGGUAUGACAUUCCAUGUGGGUGGAAAGUGUUACCGGUGAUCGCAGCCGUGCAUUUAGAUCCUUCACUUUUUGACCAACCUCAACAAUUCAAUCCGUGGAGAUGGCAGGUAGACCAUAACUACAAGGCUCUACCAGCCCAGCUAUGUUCUGCAUUAUGAUAUUCUUUUCGAUUUCAAUGUUCAUUGCGGAAGUACUGUAUUUGGUUCACUAGACUGGAUUAAUCCAAUAUUUUAUUUGAUUGAAUUCUUGGUUGAUGUAUCUCUUUUGAGUCAAUGCCCCUUCGGUUUCCAUAUAUUGGCCCUCAAAAUACAGGCAAAACCAUCAUUGAGAACUUGUAUAUAUUCUUGACAGUAUAUGCAAACUCAUAAAAAGUUGUCAAUUUUUUUUUUCUGUUUUUGAGGGAAAGUUCUCAUAAAUUUUAAUUAUCUCUCUGAAACUUUUGAUUUUUUUCUUUUUAUUGACCUCUUUCGAUGGAGUUAAAUUUGACUUUGUAGUAACUUCAUAUGGAAAAAAUAACAGUAGCAAAAAUAUUUAAUCAUGGUUGGUUGUCCACUUUUCACUUCUUUUUUCCGCCAACCAUUUAGUAUUUUUUUUAUUUUUUUUAUUUUUUUGGUUGGCUGGUUUAGUGAAAUUAGUUAGUGUUGGAUGAGAGCAAAAAAGUGAAAAUUGAAAAAAGGAUACGACAAGAAAAAGGAAUCCCAGUGGAAGAAGAUCAUCAUUGGAUCCAAACCAAUCUAAUGUUGCUUGUACUCAUAUUUUUUAAUACUAUUGUUUUGAUGUAGUAACAUUCUUGACUAAGCGCUCAUCUCCUAUUAAAAUUUGGAAAGAAAAAAAUACAAACAAAAACAUAAUUAGGUCAUCAUGAUAAGUGGUAUUUUGUGGAUUUGUGUUGCAGGAUAUGAAUAGAGGAUCUUGUUACACGAAUGGUUCAAGUUCAAGCAGUACCACAGCAUCAAGAAGUAGUAGCAACAAUAACUUCAUGCCGUUCGGCGGAGGACCACGGCUUUGUGCUGGAUCCGAAUUGGCCAAACUUGAGAUGGCCGUGUUCUUACACCAUUUGGUGCUCAACUUCCAUUGGGAAUUAGCCGAUUCGGAUCAAGCUUUUGCCUUCCCAUUCGUCGACUUCCCUAAAGGCCUCCCCAUUUUAGUACAACACAAACACAACCCUUUUCCCACUUCAUAAACUUGCCCCCCCAAAAAAACAAGAAAAUACCCAACGCGCAAAACAGUGACCUCUGCCUCUAUCUCAGCCUCUCAUCAGUCUCAAGUUUGAUGAUAUAUAUAUCUUUACAAAAAGAAGAACAGAAAGCAUAUUUGGAUGUUGAUGAAGAUAAAGUUAGCGAGUGACGUGUUUGGCAUUUUCCAACGGCAAAAGACGCAAAAUGUUAAAAAGCUUCUUCUGGCUUUACUCUGAAGUUGGGAUGGAUGGAAUAUUGCUGCACCAGUAGAACCAAACGGAUCCCAUGUACACAUACAACUGCACUGCAUGCGCCAUGCGGUAUAAAAUUAAAAGAUUUUUCAUUAUUUUAGGACCACUCCGGCCCCUCUCUUGUUAGUCCUUCUGUAAAUUGUUCUCUUCCUCUACUCUCUAUUGGGUUGUUGAGAUGAGCUAGUAAAUAUUAUUGGUAUAUUAUAUUAUAUAUAUUUUUGUUUUCAUUCUCUGUAAUUUAUCCGAAAAUAUAAAAAUCGUCUUCUAUUUUUUGAUUCUGUCAUCCAACAGAAUCCUUUGUAAUGAUCUACUGGACCACUGCUACUUAUGGCAUCCAUCAUACGUUUGAGCUUCUUCUCUUCUUAACCUUGGAAAACAGAUUAUGUUGAAAAUGUGGUGAUGGUGUCACCUGAAUUGCAGAUUUCCAACCAGGUAAAUUUCAUCGAGUUUCUUUGAAAUUGCAGUACUGCCUGUCGAUUCCCGAUUUGUAAAUUUCGUUUGAAGUGAUUCAUUUCGUUCUGAAAUGCACACCAAAUUAGAGAAGGAAACGAUGAAGUUUUUUCAUACACUGCUCUCUGGGAUGUUAUGAAACUAAUGUUAACAGGAUAAAAGACAUACUGGCUGUCACAUGUAUAAGAACAGGAAAACACAACGCAAGAUGUUUACGGUAGAAUACUUGUAAAAGCCAUUAUGUGAUAAGCAGAUCAUACUUACGAAGUGAUAGAAAAGCAUAGCGGCAUAGCCAUAGCCUCUACCUUCUUCUUAUUGACAGCUAUGGAUUUACAGAGGAAUAAAGGUGUACAUUUAGGCUUUUGCGCAUGCAGCGCAAAAUAUCUAGGUGGAUUCUUGGUUAGACUGGCAUGAAUGAGAUGGACGUGGUGGAAUGCUCUGCUCAUUCCUGAAGUAAUCAUCAGGAUCAACCAUGGUCUUCACAUUGACAAGUCUGUCAAAAUUAUUCCUGAAAUAGGGACCACCCCAAAUCCUUGCCUUUUCCACACUGGUCUCGCCAAUAUUAUUUACUCCCAAAUCAAGGUCUCUGUAAUCAGCAUAUGCACGUCUCGGGUUAUUCUCCACAAACUCUCCGAUAACGCUGUGGAGUUUUCUUGCUGCUGCAAAACGCUCCUGUGCCAGCUCUGGCGAUGUUCCCUGCCAUUGAACCUUCUUGAAGACCAUGAAUAUGUUUUCACCUCUGUGUGGAAAUGGGAUCUCAGAUGCCGGAAUCGCAGCCAUUCUUGCCCCAAAAGGUGUCCAAUUCAUCUGUACAGGCGGGGAAGGUAUUUCAAGUAAAACAUCCCAUAUUUUCUUAAGCCCCUCCUCUGGGAUGGGCUGUUGAACAAAGUCUGCUGUGGACUUGAAGGAACUCUUUGGGGUGGGAGGAGGAACUCUGGUUAGAAGUAUCCUGUAUGUCGAAUUUAAUGGCAGCUCAAAAAAAUAUGGGAUAAAAUCAACCCAACUACUUAACUGGACGCAGUCCUCUUUAGCCAACCCCAAUUCAGGAAAACUUUCGUUCAUUAUGCCAACAAGCUGAUCAACUCCCCCUUCGAACAGACCAACGAAUGUUGCUUGAACAGUUCUGUUACCUGUUUGAUUUGACUGAACAACCGUUAAUUGGAGUUCAAGGAGCAGGUCUUCUGGUAACUUGUGCGAAACAUUUUGCCAUUUGUAGACAAGUUUUGUGGCAUCUUGUUCUAGGGUUCUUUUGAGACUGAAUGCAGUGACUUCAUUUGAAACCUCAACUAAUCUUAUCUUGUAUUCAAGAAUGACCACGAAACUAGCUCCUACUCCUCCUCGAAUGGCCCAAAAGAGAUCCUCACCCAUGGAUGCUCGAUCCAGAAUUCUUCCAUUUGCAUCGACUACACGAGCAUCAACAACGUUAUCAGCUGCAAGUCCCCAUUUCCUGAGCAAGGGCCCAUACCCUCCUCCGCUAACAUGCCCACCAAUGGCCACAGUGGGAUAGUAUCCAGCUGGGUACGCCAAGGAAGUAUUUACUCUGACUAUGUUGUAGUAUGUUUCACCAAGAGUAGCUCCAGAUCCAACCCAUGCAGUUCGGCUGUUGGCAUCUACUGACACUGAUCUAAAGUUGAACAUGUUAAGGACAAAAAAGGGGACCUCGGCAACAUAAGAACUGCCUUCGAAAUCAUGGCCUCCGCUGAGGAUCCUAACUUGCAAACCAUGCUUCUUCGAGCAGUAUAUUGCUGUUUGGAUCUGUGAUUCAUGAUCAGGAGUGAUAAUCACUCGAGGUUUUGGGGUGCUCGGCAGGGCAAAUCUCAGGUUUUGGACAGUGGCAUUCAAGAUUGAAGAGUAGGAAGUGCUGUUUGGUGUAGAAAUGACAUUGGACAUUCCAAUAGGAUCACUGUGGUUUUGCACUAGGCAACUAAGAAAAUCUUGAUGGGGAUC
Messenger RNA from Oldenlandia corymbosa var. corymbosa, 5452 nucleotides. The record is from the annotation of a GenBank genome assembly. Lineage: Eukaryota; Viridiplantae; Streptophyta; Magnoliopsida; Gentianales; Rubiaceae.